Messenger RNA from Perca flavescens (yellow perch), 749 nucleotides. Its product is annotated as multidrug resistance-associated protein 4-like. The record is from RefSeq and is a predicted model, not a curated record. NCBI's taxonomy places the organism in Eukaryota, Metazoa, Chordata, Actinopteri, Perciformes, Percidae. The transcript has 3 exons. The coding region runs from base 233 to 466 and encodes 77 amino acids.
CAAUGACAUUCCUCCUUGUCCUGCUGCGUGUUCUCUAUUCCCAGGAGGAACUUUUACCUUCAGUGAGGAGUGGGAGGACUUUCUGCUGUUUGAGUUUCAGAGCCUGUAUCAGCUCAAAGUGAUGGACUUUGAGGAACUCAGUGGGACAGCGAGGCUGAGGGGACUGGUUAUACUAUGGAUUGAAGUUUAACAGCAGAUUGUGGAGGACUUCGCGGGGCACAAGACUCACAGCAUGACAAUCAAACACGUUCUAGAUGCAGGGAAAAUUCAUGCCUAUGAUGAGCCUUAUACCCUGCUUCAAGAUCCAGAUGGCAUCUUUUAUAAAAUGGUUCAGCAGACCGUCAAGCAGGAGGCAGCAGCUCUACUAGAGGCAGCUAAACAGGUUUACAACAACAGAAGCCAUCCUAGCAUAGCAAACGGAGUAACAGCAGACGGUAACUUGGUUAUCUUUGAGACAGCUCUGUGAGCUCCGGGAGGCUCUGACUCUCUAAACUUGAAAAAGUGCCUGGGCUCGUACUGCACCCCUCCAGCCUGUGGUGACAGCACCCAGGGGCUGAUAGAAGGACCCCAUCCACUCCAGCUGCUGAGGAGACAGGAUCUGAAGAGGUUCAGGUGGGCUCAGUAGGGUCGUGAAUGGCUGAGCCAAAUACACGCACAUUAUGCUGCUGUUUUCUUCAAGCCAAAAGAGCUUGGAGAUCACUGCUGUAAAACUGUUGAAAUAAAUCACUAUUUAUUUUCAAUGCUUCAUA